Molecule: messenger RNA, 936 nt
Organism: Chlorella variabilis
Lineage: Eukaryota; Viridiplantae; Chlorophyta; Trebouxiophyceae; Chlorellales; Chlorellaceae
Product: expressed protein
Exons: 4
Coding region: 1-936 (311 amino acids)
Source: RefSeq, a predicted model, not a curated record
AUGCGGGCGCUCUUCGGCGGGGCGCCCAACAACUCGGCACCCACUGUUGGGCAUAGCCCGCAGACCCCCCCAGCAGACCCUUCGCCAGCCUUCCCCCUCCUCCAUGGCGCCAACACCGCGCAGCAGCCGCCGUGGUGGGAGGAGGUGCAUGCCCAGGACGGCGAGUGGGCCACGCUAUCCCGAUCCAACAGCGCCAAACGGCGGCUGUUUGGGCAGCUGGGUGGCGGCGACUCUGCGGACGAGCCCAACGGUAGCUGGGCGCCGCUGUCGGCCAGGGCAGCCCGGCCCAGCACCAGCCAAAUAGUCCUGGCAGCCCUGGCGGGAGUGGCGCUGCUGGCACUGCUGUCGCUGUCACCCAUGGGCGGCCAUGCGUCUGCUGGUGGCAUCGUUCAUGGCAGCGGUGGGCGAAGGUACCUGCAGGCUGGCGCCCCCCUGGUGGCUGCUGCAGCAGCCCCCGCAGCAGCAGGAGCAAGAGCAGCGGGGAUGGCGCAGCUGCGCGAGCCUCUCUGGAACGUCUCCAUGCUGCUGACGGCGGGCAGGGAGCAGGCUGCACAGCUGGCGGGGGAAGCGCAGCAGCCCUUCCUGCGGGCGCUGGUGCGGGGCGCAAGCGCCGCCUCAGGCUCUGAAAUAGCGGCGGCAGUGCUGCUCUGGGUGCACCUGUCGCCUCCCGCAGCCGACGAUGGAGGCUGCACCAUCUCUGUCAGCAUGCUGCUGCCGCAGCAAGCCAGCCGGCGGUUGGCGGACGCCCUGGCGGCAGAUCCGCUGCUGCUCAGGCGCCCAGCUGGCCUGGGCAAGGACACCAGCAGCAGUAGCUUCAAUGGCGAGCUUCGUGCAUCCCGGGUGCAAAACAAGGCCGCCUCCUGCGAGCAGCAGGAAGGAGCCGACUUCCGCCUGCAACUGCUGCUCGGCUGCUCCUCCGCCACCGCGGUUGCCUAG